Messenger RNA from Mycotypha africana, 1422 nucleotides. RefSeq lists its product as uncharacterized. Lineage: Eukaryota; Fungi; Mucoromycota; Mucoromycetes; Mucorales; Mycotyphaceae. Gene Ontology annotation, molecular function: RNA binding. The record is from RefSeq and is a predicted model, not a curated record. The transcript is spliced from 3 exons. Bases 1 to 1422 code for a protein of 473 amino acids.
AUGAGCGAAAUCAACCCCUCUGCCUUGAAAGUAGUAGAGCUGCGUGCUGAAUUGAGUAAACGCGGAUUACCACAGAAAGGAAAGAAGGAUGAGCUGAUCGCUCGGUUAACAGAAGCCAUAGAGGCAGAUAAGAAGAACAAAGAGCAAAUAGAACAGGAAAAGGAACAGGACAAUAAAAAAACCGAAGAAGAAACAGAAACAGCCAGCAAAGCACAAGAUAGUAACAAGGAUAAUACGAACUUGGAGAAUAAAGACGAAGCAACAAUACUCACAGAAAAAUCUUUUAACGAACAAGAAAAGAAGGUUGAAAGUGUGGAAGAAGAAGACAAAAAUCCUAUAUCAGCAUCAUCAACUACAGAAAUUGAUAAUCAUAAGAAUGAACAACAGAAGGAAUCAGAACCAGAACCAGUUUCUGGUGUAGAGGAUGAAGUACCUAAACAGCAAGGCGAAGAAUCGAAAAUGGUCAUGGAGGAUAAUAAAGCAUCCGCCGUUGCUGCUGCGACUGAGAAAGAAGCACAAACAGCAGGAGACAAAAUAAGCAUUAAUCCUGUUACGGAUAGAGAAAUUGAUGAGGAAAAGGACGUAAAAAUGAAGGAUCUUAAAGCAACAAAAGAAACUGCUACGAGUACAACAAAGUCAAAUACAGAAUCUAACUCUGUUAUAGGUACCAAGAGAAGGCUAUCAACAGACCCUGGGGAUACCGCUGAAGAUGGCAAGCGUACCAAGAUUGAUGAUCAAGGAAUGAUCUGUAGUCCAGCAUUCUAUGUCAAAGGAUUUGUUAGGCCAUUGAUUACUAGCCAUGUGAAAAAUUUGCUCGAAAAAUACGGAAAACUUACACGUUUUUGGAUGGAUCAAAUCAAAACGCAUUGUUAUGUUAUUUACGAAAACGAAAGUGAUGCAAAAAACGCAGCUCGUAAUAUUGAUGGUAUUGUAUUUCCAGAAGAAACGGGUAAAAAGUUGACAGUGGGCGAAUUAACACCAGAGCAGACAGAGGAGUUAAUAGAAUUUGAGAAGAGAGCAGAUGACGAACGUAGAAAGGUGGAUUGGGAAGCCUGUAUUAAAAAAGUGAAAGCUGGUGAAGGAUUAGCAUCAACUGGCGGCUCACCAGCAGAUGGGCCAAGAAGAAGAAUUCGUCAAAUUGGCAUUGGACAAAUUGCAAGAGAGUUGAGCAAAGCAGCAGCUGGUGAUCAGCAAUCGUUAGCGCAGAACGCUACUACACCCUCCCCUAUUUCACCCGCUUCCAACAAUGGUAACAGAAUUGUUCGUGUUGCUGAUAAGAGAGAACAUGAACCGGUGUUAAAAAAAGAACGUUCUUUGGAUGAUCUGUUCAGAAAGACAGAGGCAUUGCCACGACUUUACUAUCUGCCUAAUACAGAUGAGGAAGCUGAGGCCAGAUUGGAAAAGCUUCGUCAACGUGCUUAA